CUCCAGUGCAAUGGAAAGAAGCCUUGGGGUGCUGUAAAUUCAUACCGUCCCUCGGGGCGUUCCUAGUGGAUGAUGGCGAAACUCCAGGGCAAAGAUCCCGGUUUAAAGGAGAAAUUUAAAAACCUCCUGGGGUUCGGGCAAUCCCGGCCCAACUCCAAGUCGUCGGAAGGGAAGCAGACGGAAUUCAUCAUCACGGCAGAGAUACUCAAGGAACUGAGCGUAGAGUGCGGCUUGAACAACCGGAUACGGACCAUCGGCCAGAUCUGCGAGGUCGCAAAAAUGAAAAAGUUCGAGGAGCACGCGGUAGAAGCGAUCUGGAAAGCCAUCGCGGACAUGCUGCAGCCGGAUCGACCACCUGAGGCCCGACACGCUGUGCUGCACCUGCUGAAAGCAAUCAUUCAAGGACAGGGAGAGCGGCUGGGGAUUCUUCGCGCCCACUUCUUUAAAGUGAUCAAGGACUACCCUUCCAACGAAGACCUGCACGAGCGGCUCGAGGUCUUCAAGGCCCUUACGGAUAACGGAAGAUACAUCACGUAUUUGGAAGAGGAACUGGCCGAAUUUGUCCUCCAGUGGAUGGACGUGGGUUUGACGUCAGAGUUCCUGCUCGUGCUGGUCAACCUGGUCAAGUUCAACAGCUGCUACCUGGACGACUACGUCGCCGACAUGGUCCACAUGAUCUGCCUCUUGUGCAUCCAGACAUCGUCUGCGGUGGACAUUGAGGUUUCCCUGCAAGUCCUGGAUGCCGUGGUGUGCUACAACUGCCUGCCCUCGGAGACCCUCCCCGUCUUCAUCAUCACCCUGUGCCGCACCAUCAACGUGAAGGAGCUCUGCGAGCCUUGCUGGAAGCUCAUGCGCAACCUGCUGGGCACCCACUUGGGCCACAGCGCCAUCUACAACAUGUGCCGGAUCAUGGAAGACAGGGCUCACAUGACAGACGCGGCGCUGCUCAGAGGAGCGGUGUUCUUCGUGGGCAUGGCCCUGUGGGGCGCGCACCGGCUGCAGUCGCUCAAGAAUUCGCCCACGUCGGUGCUGCCCUCCUUUCUGAAGGCCAUGAGCUGCCCGAACGCCAUCGUGUCUUACGAAAUCGUGCUCUCCAUAACGAGGCUGAUCAAGAAGUACGGCAAGGAGCUCCAGGCCGUCACGUGGGACAUCAUGCUGGAUAUUAUCGAGCGGCUGCUGCAGCAGCUUCAGACCUUGGAGAGCCAGGAGCUGAAAUCUAUCGUCCACGAUCUGCUGACCACCGUGGAGGAGCUGUGCGACCACAACGACUUCCACGGCUCCAAGGAGAGAUACUUUGAGCUCGUGGAAAGAUGCGCCGAUCAGCGACCGGAGUCUUCCGUUCUGAACCUCAUCACCUACCGAGCGCAGUCCAUCCACCCCGCGAAGGACGGCUGGAUCCACAAGCUGCAGGGGCUGAUGGAGCGGUUCUUCAGGAACGAGAACCGGAGUGCCGUUCGCAUCAAAGUUCUGCACGUGCUCUCCUUCGUUCUGAGCGUUAACAGGCAGUUCUACGAGGAAGAGCUGAUUAACCUGGUGGUCAUCUCCCAGCUGGCCCACAUCCCCGAGGACAAGGACCACCAAGUCCGCAAGCUGGCCACCCAGCUGCUGGUGGACCUGGCCGAGGGCUGCAACACCCACCACUUCAACAGCCUGCUGGACAUCAUCGAGAAGGUGGCUUCUCACUCCUUGCUGCCUCCGCCAGAACUGGAGGAGAGGGGCCUUCUCUCCUACUCGGCUUCAUUGGAGGACGUGAAGACGGCCGUGCUGGGCCUCCUAGUGAUUCUCCAGACGAAGCUGUACAGCCUGCCCGCCAGCCACCCCACCCGCGUCUACGAGAUGUUGGCCCUCCACAUCCAGCUCCACUACAAGCACAAGUACACCCUCCCCAUCGCCAGCAGCAUCAGACUGCAGGUCUUUGACUUAGCUGUUUAUUCCUGUGGCCAGCACUACAGUCUCUGGCAGCAGAUUCCAUAUAUUGUCUCCACAGCCUCCCAAGAGGAGCCGGAGAAGAAACCAGCGGGCGCCCUCUCUCCUCCCUCCGGCAGCCCCAGCCUGCCCCCUCAGAGCACCACCCUCCGGAUCGGCCACCUGCCCUACUCUCUGCUCUUUGGCGUGAUCCUGCAGUGCCUCAAGCAAGAGACAGACUGGAAGGUGCUGAAGCUCGUUCUCAACAAGCUGCCCGAAUCGCUGCAGUGCAAAGUGCUGUACUUGACCUCCCCGUGCAGCGUCGACCAGCUGUCGUCCGCGCUCUGCUCCAUGCGGGAGAUGGUGUAUUGCCUGGAGCACGGCCUGAUCUACCGCUGCGCCAACCAGUGCGUCGUGGCGCUCUCUAUCUGCAGCGUUGAGAUGCCCGACAUAAUCAUCAAGGCCCUGCCCGUUUUGAUCGUCAAACUGACACACAUUUCGGCGACGGCCAACAUGGCCAUUCCUCUCCUGGAAUUCCUCUCGACCCUGGCCCGCCUCCCCCAUCUCUACCGGAACUUCGCGGCCGAGCAGUACGCCAGCGUCUUCGCGAUCUCCCUGCCCUACACGAACCCCUCCAAGUUUAACCAGUACAUUGUCUGCCUGGCACAUCACGUGAUAGCGGUGUGGUUUAUCAAGUGCCGCCUUCCCUUUCGGAAAGACUUUGUGCCCUUCAUCACUAAGGGCUUGCGAUCCAACGUCCUCCUCUCCUUCGACGAUACCCCGGAGAAGGACAGCUUCCGGGCCCGGAGCACGAGUCUGAACGAAAGACCCAAGAGUUUUAAAAUAGCCAAAAAUGCCCGUCCGGGUUUGAAUAGCUCCCCGCCAGUGAAAGAGACGAAAGACUCCUCCGCGGCCGAUGCCUUCCGUUCCCGCAGCAUCAGUGUGUCUGACCAAGCAGCCCGCAGCCGGAUCCAGACCUCCAUCACCAGCUCCAGCCUGGGCUCUGCGGACGAGAACUCGAUGGCCCAGGCAGACGACAGCCUGAAAAACCUCCAUCUGGAGCUCACAGAGACCUGCCUCGAUAUGAUGGCCCGAUACGUCUUCUCGAACUUCACGGCUGUGCCCAAAAGGUCUCCAGUGGGGGAGUUCCUGCUGGCCGGAGGGAGGACCAAGACGUGGCUGGUGGGUAACAAGCUCGUGACGAUCACCACGAGCGUCGGGACGGGGACCAGGUCGCUCCUGGGCCUGGACUCUGGGGAGCUGCAGAGCAGCACGGAGUCACGCCCGGACCCCGUCUCACAAGUGAGGCAGACGAAAGAAGCCCCGGCCAAACUGGAGUCCCAGGCUUGCCCCCAAGUGGUUCGAGGACCGCGCAACAGGGUCAGGUCGAUGUCCGGUGGCCACGCUUUGCGGGUCGGUGCGCUCGACGGCUCCGCCCCCCAUUUCCCCGCCAGCUUGAUGCCCCAAGGGGUGCAGAGUUCUCCUGCCACUCGGACAGAAAAGGCCGUUCCCGGCACUCAGGCACCUCUGCAGAAGGAGAAGGCCAACCUGGCUGCGUACGUCCCUCUGCUGACCCAGGGCUGGGCGGAAGUCCUGGUCCGGAGGCCAACAGGCAACACCAGCUGGCUGAUGAGCCUGGAGAACCCGCUCAGCCCCUUCUCUUCUGACAUCGACAACAUGCCCCUGCAGGAGCUCUCCAACGCCCUGAUGGCGGCCGAGCGUUUCAAGGAGCACCGCGAGACUGCCCUCUACAAGUCCCUCUCGGUCCCCUCCUCCAGCCUGCCCACCGGGACCACCAAGCCCUCCCUCCUGCAGCGCUCCAACACAGGCAACACCAGCUGGCUGAUGAGCCUGGAGAACCCGCUCAGCCCCUUCUCUUCUGACAUCGACAACAUGCCCCUGCAGGAGCUCUCCAACGCCCUGAUGGCGGCCGAGCGUUUCAAGGAGCACCGCGAGACUGCCCUCUACAAGUCCCUCUCGGUCCCCUCCUCCAGCCUGCCCACCGGGACCACCAAGCCCUCCCUCCUGCAGCGCUCCAACACAGUGGCCUCUUUCUCCUCCAUGUACCUGACCAGUUCUCAAGAGAGGCUGCACAGGAGCAUAUCCUGGGCAGAGUCGGCCGUCGUUCCGGAAGAAGGAAGCCCGCCCACGGCGGACCUGAAAGAAAGGGAGUCCCUGCCGGAGUCCCGGGAGAUGGAGGACUUCAGAGCCGUGUGUCCGGAUCACGUUGUGAGUGAGGAGAAGUUAGGCAAAGCCCCUGGGAUGUACAGCAGGUCCUCCUCGACGUCCAGCCAAGAGGAGAAAGCUCUGAAGCCAGAAGACCUGGCCUCCAUCAGCAUCCCCAUAGAGAGGGCCCGGCACCUGGAGGACAGCCGGGCCUUCGAGGCCCUCUCCUUCCAGCCCUCCCAGCCGCUCAGCAAGUCCAGCUCCUCCCCAGAGCUCCAGACCCUCCAGGAAGUCCUCAAAGACGCCAGCGGUGAAGACGCGGCCGGGAAGCUGAGCAGCGACCUGAAAUCCAAGUCCCAGUCGGGCCACCUGGAAGGGGAGGCAGCGGGCGGCUGGCUGGGAAGAGGGGAGGAGGACAGGGCCCCCGGAGGGCCCCGGCUGGCCGGCCCCGGCCCCGCCUCUUCCCCCCGCUCCCCGAGUGGCCACCGCCCCCGGGGGUACACCAUCUCGGAUUCCGCGCCCUCGAGGAGGGGCAAGAGGAUCGAGAAGGACCCCUUCAAGGGCAGGGCAGCGGCCUCCAAUGCGGAGAAAGUUCCAGGCAUUAACCCCAGCUUCGUGUUCCUGCAGCUGUACCACUCCCCUUUCUUUGGCGAUGAAUCCAACAAGCCCCUCCUGUUGCCCAACGAGACCUUCGAGAGGUCCGUGCAGCUCCUGGAUCAGAUCCCUCCUUAUGACACCCACAAGAUCGCUGUGCUCUACGUGGGGGAAGGCCAGAGCAACCAGGAGCUGGCCAUCCUGUCCAACGAGCAUGGCUCCUACCGCUACACGGAGUUCCUGACAGGCCUGGGCAAGCUGAUCGAGCUCAAGGACUGCCAGCCGGAUAAGAUCUACCUGGGCGGCCUGGACGUGUGCGGGGAGGACGGGCAGUUCACCUACUGCUGGCACGAUGACAUCAUGCAAGCCAUUUUCCACAUUGCCACGCUGAUGCCCACCAAAGACCUGGACAAAUACCGCUGUGACAAGAAGCGGCACCUGGGGAACGACUUCGUCUCCAUCAUCUACAACGACUCGGGAGAAGAGUUCAAGUUGGGGACCAUCAAGGGCCAGUUCAACUUCGUCCACGUGGUCAUCAAGCCGCUGGACUACAGCUGUAACCUGAUCACGCUGCAGUGCAGGAAGGACAUGGAAGGGCUGGUGGACACCAGCGUGGCCAAGAUCGUUUCGGACAAGAACCUCCCGUUCGUGGCCCGGCAGAUGGCCCUGCAUGCCAACAUGGCCUCCCAGGUCCAUCACAGCCGCUCCAACCCCACGGACACCUACCCCUCCAAGUGGAUCGCCCGGCUGCGCCACAUCAAGAGGCUUCGACAGAGAAUCCGAGAAGAAACCCAGUACCAAACGUCCGGCUUCCCCACCAUGCACCCCUCUGCGCCCAACAAAGUGUCUGCCCACGCUGCCCAGGACCCCGCGCCCUCCUACGAGACGGGGCAGAGGAAACGGCUCAUCUCCUCAGUGGACGACUUCACGGAAUUUGUGUGAGGUCAGACGCUCCCCCCCCCCCCCCCCCCUUUUCUGGCCCGUCCACCCACCCAUCCGGCCUGUGAGGCAAUGAAUUCUCCUCUUCUCUUCGGGCCGGUGAGUGUGUGGUUGCUGCCAAGAGAAGAUUCAGAUUUUGGCAAAAAAAACCCCAACCCUCCAGCUGCGGCGGUAGGACUUCUUAGCGACGGCCCACAAAUGAAAUAGUGGCCUGGAAACCUGCUGCCCCGUCCCUGUGGGCCAUCAGGACUCUCCAAAGAGGGGGAAAUCAUUGCUGUUCCACUCCAUUUUUUUGUUUCCCCCCCUAAACGUUUCGGAUAAGCCUCUCUCGUGAAUAGAGGUGGGACAAAGACACGGCAGCCAGAAAGGUGUUUUCUGCAUCCCGGAAGGAGAGAGAUUGUUUCAGCAGGCCCCCGUGUACUACCAAGGACUCCGCGAGGUUUCCAGAGGCCAGCUGGGCAGGUUUCUUUCUCCAAAAACACACCUGUCGUUUGCCUUCUGCGGGCAGCUAGCUAAUGGGGGGGGGGGCAGGUGUUUGGCUCUGCAAGCCCUCCUACGGAGACAUUUGCCCCAUGAGGCUGACAGAGAUUGUGGGAUUUGACUGACUCUCUUCCCCCCAUGCAAAGAGACAUUUGGCCCUACUCUUAGAAGGAUUUGGCAGAUCGCAGGUACAUCCAGAGAAGAAUGGCGGAGGGUUGGGGGGAGAGGAAGUCCAUCCCCUUUCCUUUUGGCACGUUUCACCUGUGCUCGGCAGGUGAUAAGCGGCAUACUCCCUCCUCAGUGCGGGCAGGAGCUUUUUCGGCGGCUCUGAGGCAUGCUAUGUGCGGUGCCCCCAGAGCCCGAAAGGGUCUUGGUGGCACCGCUGGGUCAAUGCCGGCCGCGGGACAAAGACAUUUUCGGGCGGCUGCAUCCUGCGUGCACCUGGCUUUUCCAGGCGUAAGGCUGUUUCUUGUUUGGAUGAAUUACAGAACAGUCGGUGUCUGCACGGCACGCGGAACCCGCCGCUGUCUUAGGGCUUCUCUUUGCCCGUUUGCUGAAAUCCGGACGGUGCAGGUGGGUUUGCCGUGGUCGUUAUCUACCGAGGACCACCACUCUUUUCCGUGGGGCAUAUGGGGCUGCCAUAGCAGGCCAGUGGGGCAUGGUGAGGUUGCCCCUUUAUGGCUUGAAAGGCAGAUUCUUGGGGGGGAGAAAGCACGACGGCCCUCUCCAACCAGCUCAAGACAUCCUAUCAAUUCCUUGUGUCUGUGUUGUUUGGCAAAUGUCGUACAAAAGAAGUGUGCAAUGAAAUAAAGCAUUUGUAUGCCUUCCCCCCUGGCU
Molecule: messenger RNA, 6921 nt
Organism: Gekko japonicus
Lineage: Eukaryota; Metazoa; Chordata; Lepidosauria; Squamata; Gekkonidae
Gene: TSC2
Product: tuberous sclerosis 2
Exons: 42
Coding region: 70-5607 (1845 amino acids)
Biological process (GO): positive regulation of GTPase activity; negative regulation of insulin receptor signaling pathway; negative regulation of TOR signaling
Cellular component (GO): TSC1-TSC2 complex; cytoplasm; nucleus
Molecular function (GO): GTPase activator activity
Source: RefSeq, a predicted model, not a curated record